AUGGCGGACGCUUCCGACGCGCGUAAACUCUUCAUACAAGCCAUACUCUUGCGCCGAUACAUGACCACGCACCUGGCUCAGGCUCUCUGGCACAAAUGUCGCGAGGAUGUUAUGGCUGUCGACGAAAGCGUCUUUGUGCAAGAUAUCCCCUGGGACGAACUAGUAAAGGAGGUCAACCAAUCGUUGAACAGUUUCGAUCUUGAGUUCUCACGUGGCCAUGAUGAGAUAACUGGGGUGGAGAUGUGGGCUUUGGUUAAUCGACGCGAUGAUGAGGUUGCCCAAGUUGCUUCUGACUUAUCACCGUCGGAGAUUACGUACUUCAAAGCUCUGGUUGAAGAAAUUAUUUUGGCACCCGACCACGCGUACAGCAUCUCCUCGAUCGCGGCGAUGCGGGAUCCAGUGAAGCCAGCGAACAUGACCAAACCCGGUGCUGAAACCGUCCUCGCGAGUUUCGUUGCCCGAGGCUGGUUGCUCAAGAGCAGGAAAGGUCAAUACUCCCUGAGCGCGCGCAGCCUCCUGGAACUACGCUCAUACCUUCGCAAGACGUACCCUGAUGAUCUUCUUGAAUGCCAAAUGUGCCUUGAACUUCUCACGAAGGGCGUCGCAUGCCCAACGGGACCGUGCGGUAUCUGGAUGCACGUCCCCUGCUAUGGCCAGUAUCAGAAACGGAGCGGGAAGUGUCCGUGGUGUCAGGCUGACUGGUCAAUCGCGCCAGAGAAGCUUAUCUGUGCCGGUGAGCGCUCCACGAAGGCUGCCAACGACGACGAUGAGGGCGAGCAGACGGGAUACGAGUGA
Messenger RNA from Peniophora sp. CBMAI 1063, 795 nucleotides. The record is from the annotation of a GenBank genome assembly. NCBI's taxonomy places the organism in Eukaryota, Fungi, Basidiomycota, Agaricomycetes, Russulales, Peniophoraceae.